AUGGCAUCUCACAAGCCGGAGUAUGAGUUCGGCGGGCCCGUUGGUGCCGCCGCCAUCGUGUUUGGCCUGCCGGCCCUGCUGAACGUCUGGUACCUCGCCUGCAACGACGUCUCGGGAUGCCCAGCUCCGGCCCUGCUGCAGCCCAGCACUCUGACCUGGGAGACUCUCAGGCCUCAGAUCCCCUGGCCCGAGCACGGCGUAUGGGGCCUUGUUAGUUGGGAGGUCACAGGCUGGACGCUGCUGUACUAUGUGCUGAGCCUGGUCCUCUAUCGAGUCCUUCCAGCGCAUGAGGUCUACGGGACAAAGCUUCGAGAGUCGGGCCGCCCUCUGCACUACCGCUUCAACGCGUUCAAUGCAUCGAUUGCCCAGCUGUUGGCCUGCGCAGUGGGCACGUAUCUAUACGGCGCCGAUUGGGUCUUUUGGACCUUCAUCACGGAUAAUUAUCUGCAGCUCCUUACAGUCAACACCAUCCUUGCCUUUGCCAUCUCGAUCUACGUCUAUGCUCGGAGCUUCGAGGUGACGAGCGGCAACAGCGACUUGCGAGAGCUUGCCGUCGGCGGCAAGACCGGCAGUGUCAUUUACGACUUCUACAUCGGCCGCGAACUAAACCCCCGUGUCACAUGGCCGUUCAUUGGCGAGGUCGACAUCAAGGCGUGGUUAGAGAUGCGCCCUGGCCUGACAGGCUGGGUGUUGCUCGACCUGGCUUUUAUCGCCCAGCAGUACCGCACAUAUGGCUACGUCUCCGACAGCAUCGUCCUGACGGCAGCGGUCCAGACCUUCUAUGUCCUGUACGGGCAGUUUGCCGAGCACAGGCUCCUGUCCAUGAUGGACAUUAUCACUGACGGACUGGGCUUCAUGCUCACAUUUGGGGAUAUUGUCUGGGUCCCGUUCCUGUACUCGACGCAGUGCCGAUAUCUGGCCGUCUACCCGGUGCACCUGGGCUGGACCGGGCUUGUCACGGCGAGCGUCGUGUUCGGCCUGGGCCUUUAUAUCUUCCGAGCAUCCAACCUGCAGAAGAACGUGUUCAGGAAGAACCCAGAGGACCCAUCCGUCAGAGGCAUGUCGUACAUCCAGACCAAGCGGGGCACGCGCCUGCUGGCCUCGGGGUGGUGGGGCGUGAGCCGGCACAUCAACUAUUUUGGGGACUGGCUCCAGGCUCUACCGUUUAGUCUUCCCACUGGCAUCGCAGGGUACGUCAUUCUGCCUGCAGGAAGCGUUGUCGCAGGUGGGCUGGCUGGCUCUGGCGAGGAGGCUAGCGUCAUGCUCGAUGGGCGACAGGUCAUCCAAGGUGCAGCCAAGGGCUGGGGAAUGGUAUUUACGUACUUUUACGUCUUGUACUUUGCAAUCCUGCUCAUCCAUCGGGAGAGGAGGGACGACAAGGCCUGUGCGGAGAAAUAUGGCGAGGACUGGGACAAGUACAAGAGGGCCGUGAGGUGGCGGAUACUGCCGUAUGUGUAUUGA
Molecule: messenger RNA, 1461 nt
Organism: Diaporthe amygdali
Lineage: Eukaryota; Fungi; Ascomycota; Sordariomycetes; Diaporthales; Diaporthaceae
Exons: 2
Coding region: 1-1461 (486 amino acids)
Biological process (GO): ergosterol biosynthetic process
Cellular component (GO): endoplasmic reticulum membrane
Molecular function (GO): Delta14-sterol reductase activity
Source: RefSeq, a predicted model, not a curated record